AUUUCAACUUUGAAAGACUAAAUUUAACUUCCACUUUCAAUCUUAUCAUCGUAAAUCGUUUCAAAAAUGAGUACAGGAACACCUCAUUACGCAGCUGAUAGAAGCAAAUCAAGAAAGAGCAAUAAUAAUCGAUCAAUUCCAUUCAGAACGCCCACAACUCAAAAAGUGGUGAAGACAUCCAUUCGUCUUGGACCCGUGAAUCCUCCGACGCCAACUAGAAACACACAAGGCGGACACGGAUUUUCUGCAGAGUUCUUGGAAUAUAGAAGAAGACGUCAAGAGAGACACACCGUCCGUCUGGCUAAACUACCGAACGAGACUUUAAUUAUUGGAGGAGCCAAUCCAUUCGACGCUAGAAACGUACCAGAAGCCAUCAAAAAGUUUCGAGAUUUAGUUGAUGAGAAGAUUGGUGACAAAGUACACAAGAAGGAUGCGAACAAGUCAAAAAUUGUAUUCCGCGAGGAAGAAGAAGAAACUCAGAAUGGAACUAUCACUAUUGAUUAAUGAGCGUUUUUUUUCAAAUAAAUAAAGCUGAUCUAUUUU
Caenorhabditis elegans is the source of this 543-nucleotide messenger RNA. RefSeq lists its product as uncharacterized. The coding region runs from base 67 to 504 and encodes 145 amino acids. The record is from RefSeq and is marked reviewed. The transcript is spliced from 5 exons. NCBI's taxonomy places the organism in Eukaryota, Metazoa, Nematoda, Chromadorea, Rhabditida, Rhabditidae.